This is a messenger RNA of Aspergillus tanneri, 2922 nucleotides long. It is a transcript of the gene CHO2, whose product is annotated as phosphatidylethanolamine N-methyltransferase. The record is from RefSeq and is a predicted model, not a curated record. Gene Ontology annotation, molecular function: phosphatidylethanolamine N-methyltransferase activity. Bases 1 to 2922 code for a protein of 973 amino acids. NCBI's taxonomy places the organism in Eukaryota, Fungi, Ascomycota, Eurotiomycetes, Eurotiales, Aspergillaceae. The transcript has 4 exons. Gene Ontology annotation, biological process: phosphatidylcholine biosynthetic process.
AUGGAUCGUGGCCUUUCAACAGGCACCGACUCUGGGAAUGAGGGACUCCGUGAGAGGACUGUGCCACCCCAGUCCAAUUCCGCGCUCAGUCCAGAGGCUCUCAUGGCCACCGGUGACGUGGAGCCUAAGGACGAGAUUGGGAGGGACUCAAAGACGUAUGGCCGAACGCCAGAUGGCACAGUGUUCACGGUCCCUCAAACCCAUGACAUGGUCUCUCAACUCCUGUCACCCUCGGAGCCUAAAAAUCUUUCCGAUAUGAUCGUUCUGGCUAUCCUAGGCGUCCAUAUCAUUCUUCUCCGGUGGCUUCCUGAAGCUGCCAGAGUACCCAUCUUUGCGAUGAUCUAUCUUUUCUGGCGUGCCGCUUAUAACGCUGGAAUUGGAUGGCUUCUCCAUAACCAGUCGAACCACAAUACCCUUGUUCGCUGGGCAGAGAAGACUAAGAUCUUCGUGGAUCCCACUACGGGCCAGAAUCCACACCCCGGCCUGUACAGUUUGAUCAAACGAGAGUUGGAAACUAAAAUUCCUAGGGACUAUUCCUUUGAGAAGGCUCCUAUUGAGUACAAUACGUGGCUCGUCUUUAGGCGUCUGGUGGAUUUGAUCUUGAUGUGUGACUUCGUGUCAUACUGUCUCUUUGCUAUAACAUGUAGCCACCAUCCUGCUAAUGAGAGCGUGCUGAUGACUGCCCUGCGGUGGUCAGCCGGCGUUGUUCUGGUUCUGUUCAACCUUUGGGUCAAGCUAGAUGCUCAUCGAGUGGUAAAAGACUUUGCAUGGUACUGGGGGGAUUUCUUCUAUCUAAUUGACCAAGAAUUAACCUUUGAUGGUGUCUUUGAGAUGGCUCCUCACCCAAUGUAUUCGGUCGGCUAUGCUGGAUACUACGGUAUCUCGCUCAUGGCAGCAAGUUACAAGGUGCUGUUCAUCUCGAUUCUCGCCCAUGCAGCUCAGUUCGCGUUCCUGGUGCUUGUCGAAAAUCCACAUAUCGACAAGACCUACAAUCCUCCUCCCCCUCGGAAACGUAUGACGGACCAAGACGCCCAAUCCACAACAUCACAGUCUGCAGAUUCAUCCAUCGCGCCAGCAUCUGUUGAUGAGCAAAUUCCCCACGCGCCAGUCUAUGCAAGCGGCCCACCUCCAUCGGUCCACAACAUGCUGGGGUUCCGCUAUUUCGAUCUGCAUCGGACGACAGAUUCCUCGUCCAUGCUGGUCCAAUUUCUCGUAUUCGCCCUUACUAUCCUGACUCCCUCAACCCCGUGGUAUCAGUUCCUUUUUGUAGCUAACGCUACAAUAUGGAGACUCUGGUACUCGAUUGGUAUUGGGCACCUUCUUAAUCGCCAAUCGAACCGGAAAUCUUGGACCCGGCACUUCGUUAAAUAUGGGGAAACUCCCCAGGAGGCAUGGAGCCAGUGGAAAGGUACAUAUCAUCUCAGCAUGAUCACGUGUUAUACCAGCUUUAUUGCUGCCGUAUGGAAAAUGUAUACUUUCCCGGCGGAUUGGGGCUACGGCCUUGUCCUGCUCCGGCACAUUCUGGGUGCGGGCCUUAUAAGUUUGCAGAUUUGGACUUCUGUCAGCAUCUACGAGUCCCUCGGUGAGUUCGGUUGGUUUUAUGGGGACUUCUUCUUUGACGAAGCCCCCAAACUGACAUAUAACGGCAUUUACCGCUUCCUGAACAAUCCCGAACGUGUUCUGGGUCUAGCGGGUGUUUGGGGUGCUGUUCUCAUUACGAGCAGCGGUGCCAUCACUUUCCUUGCCCUCUUGAGUCAUAUUUUGAGUCUGGCCUUUAUUCAACUCGUUGAGCGCCCGCAUAUGCAAAAGUUGUAUGGCCGAAGCCUACGGCAGGAUGCGGGUCUUGUUAAGAGCUUGAAGCGGUCUUUACCUCCUUCUCUGCAGCAACUUCAUGGCAGCGUCGACAAAAUCUUUGAUGAGUCGUUCGAGUUUAUCGAAGAGAUUAUUGAUACUGCUCGUCCGAAACUCGCAGCUGGUGUCAACACUUUUGUUAAAGACACAACUGCCCUGUUCCAGAGCUAUCCAGCACGUGUCACCAUCUCUCGCAUUGACGAAGACCUGGCUGGAUAUGACUCUCGUGACUACUCGUUGGAAAUCGAAGGUACCGACUCGUCAUCUUUGGCUGAAUAUGACGGAAGUCGCGACAGGGAGGGAGCCAACGCCCGUAUGCCUCUCGACAGACGGGGUGACUUAAAAAACCUGGUUUUCGAAUAUGGUGCACCGGUCAAGGUCAAAUGGACUGCGCCUCUCAACCAUAGUAAGAAGGAUUGGGUUGGACUGUACAGGGUUACCGAUAACACCUCUCGGGAGGUGACCCGCGUUUCCUCCCAAGGAAGAUGGAUUGCCUCAAACGAAGGGUUCUACGAUAACACAACGUGUGAGAAAGGGAUCGUCACGAGUGACGUCGUUGCCCCUUCACAGCGUCAGGAUGGCGACGGUCACGACCUUGCUACAGGAGAAGUAGCCUUUUCCGGUGACAAGCUUUUCUGGACUCAAGGCACCUUUGAGUUCCGCUACCAUCACAACGGCAAACACAAUGUCAUGGCGAUUUCGAGGCCUUUUGAGAUUCGCAUCCGCCGGUUUGACGAAGAUCUACUCGAAGACGACCGUGGCAUGACCCAGACUUCCGUGGAAAAGAGCUUAUUGCCCGUUGUUCGCAACUGCUUCGACCGAGACCCAGAGAUUGCACCGGAAACCUCGGAGGAACAAUUUGGUUCGCUGGUUGAUCGCGAUGGUAAAUACGCUAAGCGAGUAAUCUUUGCCGUUCACCAGAUGUUCGGUGUCGAAUUUGCACCGGAGGUUGUUCGAGCUGAUGGAACGAUUCGCAACCUUGCCUGGAGAAUAUGCAAUGCAAAGAGAGUUCUUGCCCCUUACAGCAUGUCACGAAAUGGUACAUCAACACCAACUGAACAAAAAGAGUAA